AUGGAAUACAUUAAGAUAACUAAAGUUGACAAUGUUGUUUUGCAUAGAAAAGGGAUUGCUGUUAAGGGUGAAUUGCAUUUAACAACACAUCACUUGAUUUUCUCCUCUAGUUCAUUACCAAGGGAAUUUUGGGUAUCGUAUCCAACAAUUGGUUCAGUGUUUAAAAAUCAAGGUAGUACUUUGAUCUCGAGGAUCAAAUGUGAUUCUAAAAGUAACGAUGAAAUAGAAUUUGAUUCAGAUGAACCAAAUUUAUAUAAGUUUUAUCAAGGGCGAGAUUUAUGGAGUAUUGUAAACAUUAAAAUUAUAGGGAAAGAUUAUACUGUAUUUUCAUUAGAUUUUGUGAAAGAACAUGAAGCCAAAGAUGUAUUUGAUUCUUUACUGAGACUUACAGUGUUGGAUGAUGUUUCACAGCUAUAUGCAUUCAUUUAUAAGCCAAAUAAGAUAGAAACGCAAUUUAAUAGUUGGAAUAUUUAUGAUCCUAUGAAGGAAUUCCAGAGGCAAGGUUUACAUAUUAAUGAUAGCAAUUCUCAAUGGCGAAUAUCAAAGAUAAAUGAAAAUUAUGAAUUUUCAUCUACUUAUCCAAGCAAACUAAUUGUACCAAAUAAUAUAUCAGAUACAGUUCUCUUACAUGCGGGGAAAUAUAGGGCACAAGCAAGAAUUCCAGUUUUAGCAUAUUAUUAUAAAAAGACCAAUUGUGUAAUAACUAGAUCAUCACAACCGUUACCAGGCAUAACAAAACAGAGAUCAGUUCAAGACGAAAGAGUAGUUUUAACCGAAUUUGAAUGUUCAAGCCUCUUAGUGCUUGAUGAUAUUGACAACCGUGACCAUGUUUCGCCAAGAAUGAAAAAUAUUAUCGUAGAUGCAAGACCAACCGCUAAUGCUAUGGCUCAAACAGCAUUAGGUGGAGGAACAGAAAGUAUGGAAUAUUAUAAUUUCAAUCUUACCUGCCAAAAAAAGUUUCUAGGGAUUGAUAACAUUCAUGUCAUGCAUGAUACGUUAAAUUAUGUCGUGGAUAAUUUCUUAGUGGAUGGUGAUUUAAAUUUUCCAAUUGACAAAGUUGCAUUAAAUACAGGAAAAUCUUCAAACUGGUUGAAGUAUACCAAAUUGAUACUUUCUUCAACAGACACUCUAAUGAAGUCCAUAGUGUUUAAUAAGUCAAAUCUAUUAAUUCAUUGCUCAGAUGGUUGGGAUAGAACUACUCAAGUUUGUUCUUUGAUUCAAAUAUGCUUAGAUCCUUAUUUCCGAACUCUUGAAGGGUUUAUGGUCCUGAUUGAAAAAGACUGGCUUUCUUUCGGACACAAAUUCUUAGAACGUUGUGGUCAUUUAAGUUCUGAAAGUAUAUUUCAUGACAAUACAAGUGGUUUCAAUAACUUAUCCUUAUUUUCUAAUAUCUCAGGGACCCAGAUCAAUAAUUCAAUGUCAUCAAAUAAUCUUUGUAACGAAGAUGAUAAUAAAAUUACAAAUACAGAAAGAAUAAAGAGUUUUUCUUCAAAUAAUAUUAUUUCGACAGAUUUUGUAACUAGGGUAUCAGAUCAUUUCAAGAAAAGGAAGGGUUACAAGUCCAAUAAAUUCACCUCUCCAAUAUUUCAACAAUUUCUAGAUUGUGUUUAUCAGUUAGUAAUCCAGAAUCCAGAUCAAUUUGAGUUCAAUGAAAGAUUUUUGAGAAGACUAGUGUAUCAUUUAUAUUCCUGUCAAUAUGGCUCAUUCCUGUAUAAUAAUGAAAAAGAAAGGGCGGAAAAUGAUAUUCAAAAUAAAACAAGAAGUGUAUGGGAUUACUUUAGAUGUAGACAAAAAGAGUUUACUAAUGAAACGUACAAGGCUCCUUUGAGCUCUUCUGUUAAAAAGAUUUAUAAUGAUUUAAAUGAACUGGGGCUUGAAGAUUUAGAAGGAGAAGAAGAUUGGAUAUUUCCUGAUUUCAAUAAAAUCCAGUGGUGGUGGCAAUUGUAUGGUAGAAAGGACAAUGAAAUGAAUGGACUCACCACUGAAAACGCUUCAAUUCCGACUGAUCAUGAGAUGGAAGGAAAUCAAUCAUUAGAAGUGAAAAAUAAAGCAAGCAGGUUCUUACCUUUUACCUUAGAUUUAUUUGGUAAGAAAUGA
This is a messenger RNA of Vanderwaltozyma polyspora DSM 70294, 2097 nucleotides long. It is a transcript of the gene YMR1, whose product is annotated as phosphatidylinositol-3-phosphatase YMR1. Gene Ontology annotation, molecular function: phosphatase activity. The coding region runs from base 1 to 2097 and encodes 698 amino acids. The record is from RefSeq and is a predicted model, not a curated record. The transcript has a single exon. NCBI's taxonomy places the organism in Eukaryota, Fungi, Ascomycota, Saccharomycetes, Saccharomycetales, Saccharomycetaceae. Gene Ontology annotation, biological process: dephosphorylation.